AUGCCUCGAAAAGACGUCAAAAUGAAGUGCAAAGUAAUGAAGAAAGGCAAGAGUUCAGUCACUGUUACCAAUGCCUAUGGUUUGGGUGCCGGCGCUGUCCUCGACAUCACCAAAGAGAGGAAUGGUAUCCAAAGACAAGUGGAUGAGAGCCAGAGAUUGAAACAAUUGACUCAACCUUUAUAUGACAAAUACGUGAAAUCAGUUGAGGAGAAGAAAUCGAGUGAAGACGACAUUCUGGUUGUCAUCGAAGGCGGGAAAGCGGGGGAAGAGGUGAUCGCCACCAAAGAGGGUCAUCUCACAGCUAAAGGCGCCGUCGCAUUCAAAUUGGGAUCAAUUACUUCGGUCAACAAAAGCGGAUAAAACUUUGAAUCAAUAAAUUUCAAUAACUUUCUACUAAUGGUUAUAACAAAUAAUG
Messenger RNA from Oppiella nova, 415 nucleotides. The record is from the annotation of a GenBank genome assembly. Lineage: Eukaryota; Metazoa; Arthropoda; Arachnida; Sarcoptiformes; Oppiidae.